This is a messenger RNA of Ornithodoros turicata, 810 nucleotides long. RefSeq lists its product as uncharacterized. The coding region runs from base 52 to 762 and encodes 236 amino acids. The transcript is spliced from 2 exons. The record is from RefSeq and is a predicted model, not a curated record. Lineage: Eukaryota; Metazoa; Arthropoda; Arachnida; Ixodida; Argasidae.
CUGUAACUGCUGAGGAGCAUAGUUGUGCCCACCCGACGUCCAGACAUCGCCAUGCGGGCUCCAUGCAUCGUGUUCUACGCCAUGAUGGCCGUCCUGGGCCUCAGCCUCCUCUCGGCUCUUUCCAUUAUUAUGGCUCCGCGCACAACGACCCGACAGGCUCGCCGACUGCUCCUGCUUGCAAGGCCUCGAGGUCAGUUAGAACUUUCAACGACCAUCAACGCUGUGACUGAGGCAACUGCGCCCUCGACCUCGGUCAGCAUGGAACAAGCCACAACUACAGUCUUUUCUGCGCGCAGCAUCGUCCCGAAGUUCCCUUCUGCGCUUCAUCUUCCAGCAAUCAUGGCGGGUCUAUUCCUCUUCUGGUUCCUGCGUGCUGUCGGUCUGCUACCGGUUCUAGCCGUCAUUACAGCGUUUCUUUUGCCCCUGCUUACUCUGUCCACGUUCUUCGUCGUGGACCCCGAGUACGCUGUAAGGCUCGAGGAUCUCGUGCCAACCGUCCGACGGUCCUUCUCCGCCCUCCUGAAGGAUCUCGGCCGGUACACCGUUGCUCGCACUGAACCAUCUUGUUCCGCACACAUUCUUUGCGAAUUCAAGCAAGUUCUCUUGGAACAGCUGCGGCUCAGGUUGGACGUUUCGGGAGUUCCGGUUGCGUAUUCCGAGGCCAUCGAGCGUCUCAUCAAUGCUUUUGGGAGCUGUCACCACGUGCGGGAACAGUGUGGCGAGGGGACGUGGUCGUCGAUGCUGCGCGGAUUACGGCAAUGACGUUUCCGCCGUGUACUUCGUGUAAGCUUGUAUCGCGCCUGGUUAAUA